This is a messenger RNA of Boleophthalmus pectinirostris (great blue-spotted mudskipper), 5791 nucleotides long. RefSeq names its product mitogen-activated protein kinase kinase 5 (gene map2k5). Gene Ontology annotation, biological process: protein phosphorylation. Lineage: Eukaryota; Metazoa; Chordata; Actinopteri; Gobiiformes; Gobiidae. The transcript has 22 exons. The record is from RefSeq and is a predicted model, not a curated record. Gene Ontology annotation, molecular function: ATP binding; protein binding; protein kinase activity. The coding region runs from base 305 to 1618 and encodes 437 amino acids.
GCUGCUGUGGCUUACAGGAAGCACUUGCUGUUAGCUCCAGGGCUAGCUCUGACUUACAAACAGCACACUUAUGCGUUCUGACAGCUCCAGAUCUCUGCUCACACCACGUCUCUGUCCUCCCCGCAGUCUGUCCUCACCAUGACACGCUCUCACCUCUCACCGUGACUCACAUGUGCUGUGUGGAGUCAACAGGAUGCUAGCAUGUGGAGCCAGCAACACAACAGGAAAUUAGCACGUUAGCAUAGCCUGUCAUUUCCAAUAGUUUUAACUGUGCGCAUUGUGUUUGUAAUAAGCCACUAAAGCCAUGGACACGGAGGGGAUCGUGAUUCGGAUCAAGACUCCGUCGGGGGACAUGGACUCGCCUGUGGACUAUCCGUUCCUGUUAAACUUCAAUGACUUGCUGGUUGCUAUCAGAGAUGUGAUGCCUGAAGCCACUGUCACUGCCUUUGAGUAUGAAGAUGAAGUUGGAGAUAGGAUCACUGUGAGAAGUGAUGAAGAACUGAAAGCCAUGCUGUCCUAUUACUGCAACACCAUGACUGAACAGAGGAUAAACGGCCUGCUGCCAGACCCUCUGCAGAUAUUUCCACGAGCCGGCAAGACUCCAGGGAUCCGGAACAUACAUGGCCUGAAGGUUAAUACGAGGACCAGCCCAGCCAAUGACUGCACGCACGCCGUCCCCAACUCCAUAGCCAACAACAGCUUAAAGAAAUCAUCUGCUGAACUGAAGAGGAUCCUCUCAAAUGGACAGAUAAACGCUCAGGACAUCCAGUACCAGGAGCAGCUGGGACACGGCAACGGAGGCACUGUUUACAAAGCAUAUCAUCUAUCGUACAAGCGGGUUUUAGCUGUCAAGGUCAUUCCAUUGGACAUCACAGUGGAGUUACAGAAACAGAUCAUGUCUGAGUUAGAAAUUCUCUACAAGUGUGAUUCUCCAUACAUCAUCACCUUCUUUGGGGCCUUCUUUGUGGAGAACAGGAUCUCCAUCUGCACUGAGUUUAUGGACGGAGGGUCACUGGACGUGUACAAGAGGAUACCGGAACAUGUUUUGGGGAGGAUCGCUGUGGCAGUAGUGAAAGGCCUGACGUAUCUGUGGAGCCUAAAGAUACUUCACAGAGAUGUCAAGCCGUCCAAUAUGCUGGUGAACACCCGAGGACAAGUCAAGCUCUGCGACUUUGGUGUCAGCACACAGUUGGUGAAUUCUAUAGCCAAAACCUAUGUUGGAACCAAUGCGUACAUGGCUCCUGAGAGGAUUUCAGGGGAGCAGUACGGCAUCCACGCAGACGUGUGGAGUGUGGGCAUCUCGUUUAUGGAGCUGGCACUAGGCAUGUUUCCAUACCCACAGAUUCAGAAGAACCAAGGAUCUUUAAUGCCUCUCCAGUUACUCCAAUGCAUCGUUGAUGAGGACCCUCCCGUUCUCCCUGUGGGACAGUUUAGUGAGAAGUUUGUUCACUUCGUCACUCAGUGUAUGAGACGCCAGCCUAAAGAGCGGCCUGCCCCCAAUAACCUCAUGGAGCACCCGUUCAUAGUCCAGUACAAUGAUGGCAGCUCAGAGGUGCUCUCCCUGUGGGUGAGGUGCUGUCUGGAGGAGCGCAGGCAGCAGCAGCAGAACCAAGUCUGAGCUCCCAGAACUCGAUGAGGACUGGACCAGGGCUGAGCCUGAACCAGGACUGGACCAGAGCAGCACACGGCCUACAGCCUGGACACACAAGUCUUUGUCAGUGUAAAGGACGUGUUCACGUGACAUCACAACUUUGUAGAAGAAAGUGCUUUUUUUUAUUGUAGCUUCAGAAAGUGUUGCCAUUAUUCAACCCCAAAGACGUGAUUGUUGUCAGUUGAAAUGACUUUUAAGUCACAAGAUCAAGAUGGGAAGUUUGUAAAGCCAAUCACAAACAAACUUUCUGAAAAAGUGAAUCUCCAUCGAGUUGUAGAGGCCCCCGCCCUCUAUCUGAAAUACGACUUCUACAACGUGAACACAGUCUGUUCUACAGAGGAAGGGUCUGGUACUGUUUGCUACAAUCAGACUAAUGAGACUAAUGAUGAGGAAUGCACAAAGUGACAUGUAUCUUUCAUUUGAACAUGUUAACCUUGUAUCUGAGAACAGCUGGAUAAUUUAAAGGGCCCAUAUUAGGCUAUUUUCUGAUCUAAUAAUAAUUCUGAUGAUGUUCCUCAUCACACACAGACCUGGAGCUGUGUUUUGUUUCAUUCACACAUGUUUAACACACAAACCUGCACAUUUAGGAUUAGUAACACAGGAAGUGCUACAAUGUUGUUAAACUCCAUAUACCUUCUCUAGAAUCAUUUGGAUAAUUUCAGCCAAUCUCCACUAAAAAAAGGAGCUGUUGACUUUAAUAUGACCACUUAAUGACAUCACAAGGUGAAACAGAGCAUUUUGUGCUUGAGAGAUGUAGACAGACUAAUAAUAAUGGAUUAUUCAAACAUGUGAAUGAGACAAAACACAACUCCAGGUCUGUUUUUGAGGAGGGAACAUUCUAACAUGGUUAUAAGAUCACAGUCAUUUUGUUCAUAAUAUAGGACUUUAAAAAAAAAAAAAACAGAACCAGCAAACAAUCAAUGUCAAACAGCAGCCAUUUUGAUCACUGGUCUCCAAACUCUGACCUCCUUGAAUACGAUUGGUCCUCAGAAGAAUGAGCUGUAGGACACAACGUGUGUAUGGAGCAGUACCAGACUCACUCUCUCUGUUUUUAUUCCACUGAGAAAGACUGCAGAACAGGCCCAGCUGUGGGUUUGAUAGAGACUUUACAUGAAACUGCCUUACACAACAUGAGAGCCUGGAGCCUGCUUCUCAGAAGGACCCAGACGAACUGCACGGGAGCACUCUGGGAGGGCAUCAGGGUUAUCUGUCCUUACUGAAUGUACAGGGGGUUUGCCUGUGAGUAUUUCAAGCACAUUUUCAUCCCAUCAUAUUUUACAAUUCUGAAAGCACUCACCAGAUUAGGCUUAUUAGUUUUAGUCAGUUAUUAAGAGGCAACAUUAUAAACCACAGACUGGAUGUAGAGGGCAGCUGAUUGGUCGUUGCCUCCUGGAGUGGGUGGAGUUUGUGGUUUAGUAUUUAGAAGUCUUAGAAAGUGAGCACCAAUAAUUCCAAAUGACUCAGCUGUAAAUGAAAAGUGACAUGUGCAAUAGUCUCUAUUCACGCUUACGUCACAAACCAGGAAGACGUCUGGAAAUAUGACGACUUCCUUUGGGCUCUGUUCACGAUAAUAAGUCUGAGAAAAUGGCCCAGUUUUAUUCAUCUCCAGGUCAUUGUAGCGUUCCGUUUUGUUCGGCGAAUCAGCAACUCCAACCACACCUCAGUUUUCAUCAUUUUCAUCAAACAGCACAUACGUCCUCAGUCUUCAUUUUACCACUUAUCACAUUUACUUCAGUGGGUUUGAUCACAGUCGGUCGGUGAACCCAGUGUCACGAACUACACCAGAAGAUGUCAUUGCAUCUUUCCAAACGUCUUCCUGGUUUGUAACGUAAGCGUGACUAGAGACUAUUUUGUAGAUUAAUAAUAAUAACUAACUAAUUACGUUCAUAUCAACAAAAAAUUAAUAAAAACAUACCUUGAUAAAAGUGGGACACCUAAACUCCUAAAACCACAUUUCAAAUAGAGCUGAUAGUGCGGGGAAGAGGGGCGGGGUCUGGAGGUAUAAAAACAGUGUGAUUGGUCAAACAGGUGUCCACCUAACUCCUGGCUGUAAUCAGGGCAGUUCUGUGUCAUGUCACCAACUACUGGGAAUCACAGAGGCCACUGAAGGCAGCACAAAUGUAGAUUUGGUUGUCACCAGAAAGCUGCAAAUGUAUCUAGUUCACACAAAAGUUUCUAAAAGUUACGUGGAACAGUAGAUGAGACACACAGACAGAGGGAGACUUUACUGAUCCUGAGGGAAAUUCAAGUUUUGCUGCAGCAAACUGUUGAAGUUGAUGUUGCUGCAGCAUUUUCACUGCACGUCUCAGUUUCCUUUGUGUCUCAGUCAAAGGUCUCAGUGCAGUUUUACAGGACGACUGGUCAAAAGUGUCCCUCAUCUGUGUCCUCCAGCAUCACAGCAGCCUCUAGGAAACGUCUCACUCUUACUCUGCUCUGGUGUUUCAGUUUUGAUGAAAUGGUCCAAGUGUUUCCUCUCGAAGAUCUUCUGCCACAUUUGAUCAUACAGUUACACAAUACACACAGUUUAGUGUUUAGUUCCACUUUCCAUGCUUCUGUAGAGUGCUUCUUCAUGUUGUAUUGUCCCACUUGAAAUUGUCUAAUGUGUUGGGAUGAGAAUGUGUGAUUGUGUGUGCCUCUUGUACUGCUUACCUCAGCUCACAUGACCAGAGGAAGGCCGCAGCUGUCCUGUCUGUAUCAGUAGCACGUUGGCUGUGGACUGCAGAGGUCUGUGAGCAGUGAGGGGUCAGUGAAGCCUUUGGAGAUGAACACACAGGAGAGGACAGCUCCUCUGCACAGUCCAGGCUCAGACAGACACUGUGUGACUAAAGACUGGCUUUUCAUGCACCGCUGAUGGAGCCAAGUGUGCAGUGUUCAAGUGCAAUUACAUGUGCUACAGAAGAGACCACAGAACAGAGACCUGAAGAGCCUAACUCUAUUUUAGUGUCAAAUAUUUCACUUUUCAUCUUCAUUUCAAUGUUUUUUCACUUUAAAGUGUCCAUAUGACAUUCUUUUCUGAUCCACAUACGGUAUAAUGCAGUUUCCUCCUCACAAACACACCUGGAGCUGUGUUUUGUUUCAUGUUUAACACACAAACCCUGCACAUUUAGAAAGAGUUCUUCUCUUAAACUUAAAACUGUCUCUUCCACUUUGUGAUGUCAUUUGGUGAUAUAGGAAUCAUUUGGAUGAUUUCAGUCCUGGAAUUUCUUAUUUCUACUGAACUAAAGGUAAAAGGAGCUGUUCACUUGAAAACUACCACUACGUGACAUCACAAGGUGGCACGGUGCAUUUGGAGCUUUGGAGAUGUAGACAGACUAAUAAUAAAGAGUUACUCAACCGUGUGAAUGAAACAAAACACAACUCCAGCUGUUUCUGAGGAGGUGACAACAUUCUAACAUGACUUAAAGCUCAGUAGUAGUUGAAUACAGAUGUUGUCCUGGUUUCCCAGAAGAAUUGUGCUGCAAUAAUGAAACUGAACUAGUGAAAACCAAAUCUCUUUCAGCAUGUGGGCCUAAUUCAAAUGACAUCAGUAAUAUGGAUGGAUGAUAUAUCAGUUCAUACAGAAACAGAAAAUGGAAAGAGAAGAGCUACUAUGCUUAAAAUCCAUCUGGCUGUGUAUUUCCACAGUCUUGCAGCCGAUGCUUUGUUUUCCACAGUUGUGUCUGUGGGAGGAAACGUUCUUACGCCUGUUACAGCCGCCUGCUUUAAAACUGCACUGAUUUUCAACCAAUUCCCUUUGAACAGAAUUCUGUUUUUAUCGCCACUCUGGAGCACAGCCCACCUCACGUUUGACUUGUACUUUCUCUUGUGCCUGUGCCUGGUCCAAUGAGCUGGACACACUGUUCAACAGUGACCAGGCCUUGUGUGUAAUACGUGUGUGUGUGUGUGUGUGUGUGUGCGUGUGUGUGUGUGUGUGUGUGUGUGUGCGGGUCAGAUACAUGAUGCCAACAGGACAGUGGCUCCUGAUGCACACCCUGCAGCCAUAUCCUCUGUCACUUCCUCAAGCUUUAUUUUGUUCUCAUGUCGUAUUUAUUAUUUUUCUAUUUUACCAUGUUGUGUUUUGUUACUCUGUAUAAUUCUGCCUUUCUUGUACGCUGGCACAUACCCAACCAGAAUGCACAAUAAAAGUAUGUAACCACCGUA